CAACAAAAAUCUGAAACCGAAAAACAAAUCGAUGUCAUUUCAAUCCAUAUUUAAGGACAAUAACCUAGAAAUAAUGUAGACUGUCCUUCAUUAAUUAAAAAUGAAGUAACAUUGACUGCAAUGACCACUGUAAAUAAUGUACAAGGUGCACACAUUUCACCUUGGAGACGAUGCGGGUUGUGUUUGGUAGAUUUUAAAUCUUCCAAAGACUUUUGUCGACAUUUGCGUCAAAACCAUUGUACAAAAGAAGGAGGAUCUUAUGUUUGUAGAUAUGGAGCAAAUAAUAUAUGUCCAUCACUACCUUUAGAGGGUGUCAGUGAUAUGGACUACGAAAAUCACAUAACAAGAGACCAUGCAGGAAAGCAAUUGCAUUCACAUGGUAGAAAUAAAAGUUUUGAACAUAACGAAGCUUCACCACCUCCUUCAGCAACAGACAAUGCUCCAUCAGUUGUACAGGAUCAGUUGAGAUGGACAGUGUACAAUGCUACAGUUAACCUACCAGCAGCAUUAAAUGACCCCAAUAGAACAAAGAGAGAGACUGACUUCUUCACUAAAACCUGGGGUCAACAUUUUUAUGAGCAUUCACAUAUUCCACAAUCAUCUCAUAUUCCAGAUAUCAAUAGAAAAUAUUUUGAGAAAUAUAAAAAUAGGAUUUCAAAAAGAUACAAGAAGUACAUCAGAAGUACAAGUAAUUCUGAUUCAGUUAGUGGAGAGACAUACCUCCAUCAGUUAGAAAAGAGUAGAUCAGAAUUGCAAGAAAUUCCUAAGCUUUACCUGUUACAAAAUUUUGAUUUGGAACACACAGAUACAUUUAAUUCUGUAUUUCCAUGGUCUAUGAUUGAAGAUUCUAAAAAGUCUUCACCUGGUCACCAGUCUUCAAAGUUAUUACAAGAAAAGCUAAGUCAUUAUUUAGAUAUAAUAGAAGUUCAUAUAGCCAGACAGAUAUCUACAAAGUCUGAUGCCUUCUUUCAAGCUAUGUCAUCUCAUGAUAAACUACAAGAAGAUAUGAUGAAAACUUGUCAGUCUAUCAAACAACUCAGGCAUAAAGUACAGCAGAUAGAUGAAGUGUUAGCCAGAGGAUCACUAAAAGUAAUUAAAUUACAGCAGGCAAGAAAAAACUAUGUAGAGUUGUAUAGUAAGUUGAAGAUGAUGGCUACGGUACACCAAACCCAGCCUACAAUCCAGUUGCUGUUAUCAACAAAUGAGUUUGUAGGAGCCUUAGAUUUAAUAUCCACAACACAAGAAGUGUUAUCACAGGAACUUCCUGGGGUUCAUAGUUUCAGACAUUUGGGAUCACAGUUAGCAGAAAUGGAAAAUCUUAUAGAGAAAAUGUUACAAGAAGACUUUGCUAAAUGUAUAGCAUCAGAUUUAAAUAGACCAGUCUCAGAUACCAUUCCAUUGUUAGAAGAGGAAAAGCUAGUGUCAUUAGUAUUUGGUAUGAUUAGGAAAGACAAGUUUAAUUUUGUGGACAUGUAUAGAGAAGAAGCCUUUACAGCUAUUAGAGCUUGUGUCAAACAGACUGUGGUAGAAGCUGUGUCAGAGGCAGAUAAUGUAGAAACUUCAGACGACAAUGUUACUAGUCUUGGAGACCAAAUGAGAAUGUUGGAUUAUAACCAGUGGAUGGAGUUACUCUGUAAAAUAUUCUCCAAUCUCCUUAUUCUCUUAAAGAGAGGUCAGACAUUCCAAGGUGUAAUAGGCGAUGUGAUAGGGAUCACGGCAGGUAGAACUAAGGCCCCUAGUCCUGUCUCAACACCCACAGAAGAUAAAGAAUGUACCCUAGAAGAACCAUCACAUCUCCAUGUUUCUGUGAGUGAAGAUGCAGCAGACAUGUUGAUAUCAGAUGAUGAUUAUUCCAGAGUACAAAGCAGUCUGUGUGAUAUGAUGUAUGCUAUCUGUGAUCAUGCACAUGACCGAUGUGUCAAGGUCAUAGUGGCAAGGUCAAAGGAUGGCUUUUUAGAGAGAUUAUCUUCUACCGAAUUUGUUCAAUUAUCCAGAACUGUAGAAAAUUUUGUAACUGAUUGUGAAUUUACAUGUGGUAGGAGGAGUACAUCAUUACGACUAAGUUUACAGUCACAGGCAACAAAGUUUGUAAACAGAUUUCAUGAAGAAAGAAGACAAAAAUUAAGUUUGAUAUUAGACAAUGAAAGAUGGAAGCAAGCAGAUGUUCCUGCAGAGUUCCAAGAACUAGUGGACCACAUUACAAAAUCAGGAACAAUCUGCAUUCCUGAGAGAACACAAGAUAAAGACAAAAAACCAUCUGAAUCACUGAAAGUAGAAGAACAAAACUUUACUGUUGUUGGCACUGUGUUACUAUUGUUAAAGAUGAUGGUAGAAUAUUGUCAAUGUGUAGACGACAUUCCAUCAGCUGCUCCAGAUUUACUCACAAGACUUGUUGAUUUAUUAAAAAUUUUUAACUCAAGAACUUGUCAGUUAGUAUUAGGUGCUGGUGCAUUACAGUUGGUAGGAUUAAAGACAAUCUCCACAAGAAAUUUAGCCUUGGCUUCAAGAUGUUUGCAGCUCAUAGUAUAUUUUAUGCCAAAAGUCAGACAACAUUUUGAAGACAGGCUUAUUUCUAAGAAUAAAACCAUGUUAAAACAUUUAGACCAAGCAAAUAAGGAUUAUAAUGACCAUAUCAAUGAGAUUACAAAUAAACUAGUCAGUGUGAUGGAGAGUGUCAUACAAGCCCAGCUAGUCAGGUGGGAGGUGAAAGCACCAAUGCCUUCACAGUGUUUUAGAGCAAUAUGUAAACAGAUUAGUAAAAUGCAUGAAGCUGUGAUAGAUAUUUUACCAUUAAAUCAAAUCCAGGAUUUGUUCUCUAGAAUAAAUUCAUCUUUUAAAGAUUUAUUACGUCAACAACUAUUAAAGUUAGAAGUUACCAACAAUGGAGGUCCACAAUAUGGGUUAGUGACUUCAGAUGUAGCAUUUUAUUCAGGAACUUAUAAAACCUUACGAGGAUUGGAACAUUUAUGUAAUAAUAUGUCAGAUUUGUGGAAUGGAUUAUAAUGAAGCAUCUAUUGAGGGCAUUUAAUUUAAUUCUUAUUUAUUUCUUCAAUUUUUAUCAAGUUACAAUUAUACAAUCUUCUUCACUCUUCUGUGUCAUGUUAAAUAGUAAGUGACCUUAUACAAAACUAAACUGGAAGAAGAAAAAGAAACUAAGGUUGGAGCUUCAUUAGGUAAAGUUGACCAGAAACAGUAUUGGCUAUUUAUAGUUUUACAUUCUAUUUGUGUACGUACUCAUAUUUUUAUGUUCAUUUUGUUUUCAACCUUCCUUACUACUGUUAAAACUAGAAAUUUGCCUUCAACACUACAAACUUGUAACUCAUAAAACAGCAGUUUUAUUAUAGGCCAGUUUUCUAUAUAUAUAUGUGAUUGAAGAACAGUUAAUGGCAUUUUGUCAAUUGAAAUAAUAACAUUUUAUUGUAUCGACUGAAUAUGUGGUUUUCUCCACAAUUACAAAAGAUUUGUCAGUGUUUUUUUUAAGAUUUCCUACUAAAAUUUUGUAGACUUGCAACAAUGAAGAGAUUAACAUAUUGUAUACACUCUUGUCUAUUUUUAAAGACAGUAAGUAUGUUGACCUCUAUAAGUCUUUUGGAUUUUUUUGUGACAUUGGGUUGUUGUCUCAAUGUAUAUAAAUUGACAAGAUCUCUAAAAAACCAGGAUGUAAGCAUAUAUAAAUUCAUCCAUUUUGAAAAGGGGGAGGGUUCCAACACACGGAACACCCCUGGAUCUGCCAAUAAAUUCUUAGUGAACAGGAUUUAAGGAAAGUAAAAUAGCAUUGAUAAAACUGAUGAUAUUUGUAUUACAAACACAUUUAAUGAUUCUAACAGUUAUUUCUCUUUAACUAAAGUGUACUUUCUUGAGUAGACUUAUGUUUUUCUCAGCAAACUACAAUUAGCAUGUUUCUAAAGGCAUCAUAUGUAUUGAUCCGACUUUUCCUAUUGUAUAAGUGUCCAAAAAAUAAGACACCUUUGUUUAAAAAGAUGUUGACAACCCUUGUUCUCUACCUCAGCAUUAGAAAACAGUCAGACUAAAAUUUUAAUGUAUUAGUACUAGGAUUAAGAAACAAAAUUUAAAUGUAACUAUUCAACUGCAAGGACCUGAAUAAAAAGAUUGCUAAUAGUGAGCAGACUAUUUAGCAGUGCAAUUUAAAUAGUUUGUUGACACAUAAUGAUUCAAGCAAGUUUGCACUGGCCUUCUAUUGCAUAAUGCAUAAAAGAAUGUAAAAGAGGUUGUGAAAUGUUCCUUUUUAUAUUUAGCUUGCAAUCUCAAUUAACAUCCUGUUUCUUCAGAUUUAUCACAGCUGUUAUUCUUGAUAUAUUCUCCAUGAUUGUAACUCUGUUGCUAUCUCCAAAUGCUCAAACAUCAAAACAAUUUUUUACUCUCAAAUUUCCAUCUUGGUUGACAAAUUUCUUUAGAUAUAAUAACUAAAUACGGCUUGUUUAUUAUUUACCAUUGUCACUGUUUUUGUACAACUUACAUCCAAUGCCUUUUGUAGGGGAGCGCCAACCUCUCUACAUGUAAAAAUAGCCUUACAACAACUAAUUAUCUGAAGGGUCCUAGGUUGCCUGUUGCAAGGUAAAACUUCUGCCCCUAUCCAACAUACUCUCAUUUUGUAAUGGCAGUCAAGAUGUCAGCCCUUCAUCCUGGUUUACCUACUUUGCAGAACCUAUGGUAUACUUGGUCAUUUGUUGUCUUACUUAAUAUGCAUGCAAUAUUUGCCACUGAAUCUUAAGCAAACAACAAUCAAUCAAAGCAACUUACAUUUUGUUCAAAUAAUCAAUUUAUUUUCCUCCAAUUUUGAAAGACAAGUAACUAUUUUCUGGCAAUUCUUUAAGAUUAAUAAGUUCGAGCUAUGAUUAUCAUGCUUUUUAUAUUUUUUUCUUGGUAAAUUAAAAAAGUUUCUAAUAAAUAAUACAUAAUACUAGAAAUGCAUUAUACUAAUGAAGUCAAAUUUGUACUACAUUAUAAAAUAAAAGCUUUUGUUAUGAUUAAUUGUGACUAAGUCAUUAUUUACAGUAUUACAUUUAUAUUUAAGCUGUUUUUUUCUUCCUUGCUUAUUUUGAUAUUCUUCAGUAAAGUAUGUACAUUUUGCAACACAGAUUUUUAUGGUCUGAUCAGAAAAAUCUGUUGCAUGCCUUUUGUGUAUUUCUCUGCAUAUCAAGGUGUAGGUUUUCUAUUGAGCAAUAUGUUUGCUUAAACUAAGGCAAAUUUUAAAUUUCUGUUCUUUAUGUAAAUGCAACAUUUCCUUCAUUUUUAAAUUCAUUUCAAUUUUUUAGCAUUGCAUUUUCUAGGCUAAAUUACGUUUGAAAAUAUUCGAACCCAAAAGUCAGAUAGCCAAAAAUACAUUAACAUACAAGGGAAAGGAGGAUACGAAACAAAAAGUAAACAUGGGUCACAAUCACAUUAAUAUUUACUCCAUUAUUUUAGUUGAUUGGAACACAAGGUUACUAUCUGUUUUUAAUUGUGUAGAUCACCCAUUUUAUAUGGUAGUUGGCAUAUAAUGAAAUUUUUGUAUGAAAAAUUAAAUCCCAACAAAAUGUAGUAUUGGUUGGAAUUGAAAAAUUGGUGAUCAGACAUGCUGACACAAAACUGCAACUUUAAGAAUAUAUGAAUGAUUUCAUUUGUGAAUUUGCUUAUUUUCUAAUUUAUAUAAAGAAACCAAAACUGAAGAAACUAGAAAAUGAAUGGAGAGAGAAACAAAAUCAUGACAGAUUUUUGUAGAACUGAGCCAAGCAUGUGAAAAAGAGGUAUUUUUGAUUGCUACUUUCCUACCACAAGUACUAAUUUUUGAACAUGCUAAAACCAAAUGCUCCUUAACUUUACACCAAAACAUGUAGAUAUUUGUAAUGUAUGAAAGAGUACAGUAUAAAAGAAGUCUUUCGAUUUCAUCUAUAUAUUUAUUUUGUUGGUGUUUGUCUCUCCUAUGAAUUGUGUUAUUUUAUUUAUUCACUUGUUUGUACUACAAGUUGUGACAAACUUUACAAGGAUUAUAUUUUGUGAUAUGAAAUUUGCUAUUUAAAUAUUAAUAUGAAAUUGUUAUUGAUUAUGAAACAAGUAAAAAAUUUCAAAAUAUACAA
Molecule: messenger RNA, 6077 nt
Organism: Mytilus californianus (California mussel)
Lineage: Eukaryota; Metazoa; Mollusca; Bivalvia; Mytilida; Mytilidae
Product: vacuolar protein sorting-associated protein 54-like
Exons: 26
Coding region: 121-3003 (960 amino acids)
Biological process (GO): Golgi to vacuole transport; retrograde transport, endosome to Golgi
Cellular component (GO): GARP complex
Molecular function (GO): syntaxin binding
Source: RefSeq, a predicted model, not a curated record